Messenger RNA from Desarmillaria tabescens, 511 nucleotides. RefSeq lists its product as uncharacterized. Bases 219 to 440 code for a protein of 73 amino acids. NCBI's taxonomy places the organism in Eukaryota, Fungi, Basidiomycota, Agaricomycetes, Agaricales, Physalacriaceae. The record is from RefSeq and is a predicted model, not a curated record. The transcript has a single exon.
CAGCUAAAGUCACUGCAACCACGGGAGGAGAUUCGGUCAUUGUAAUAUACUUUGACCGGUGAUAUAUCAUUCUACUCAUUUUUACAUGUCGAAUCAUUCCUUAAGAAUGGUUCUCUGUACUUCUACUGUGCUGUUAGAAGGCUAACGCGCCACGAUUAUCAAUAGCACUGUCAGGAGAGGGAACACGAGUUCGUAUUUCCUUGCGUACACGACUAACAAUGUUCUUAUGGUCAUCUCGCCAUUUCGUUCAAUACAGCUUGACAAUCACUGCAACCUCUUCAUCGGUACCUCCAGUGUUGUUGCCACGAAACGGCUUGUUUGAUUUUCAUACUGGAAUGCCAAGGCAGAAAGUAAUUUGUCCAGACUGCUGUUCUCUGCCCGUUGUUCUUCAGUGUUCUUCUAGCACCGCUAUCGGCAUCGCGACUGCGCACACGACAUAAGUGACAUAGCGGUGGUAGCCCAAAGUUAGGGUCUGCGGGAACAGCCUUAUUAGGGUCCGAGCCCCUAGGUA